AAACGAUGAAAAUGGAUGUCAAAAGUCUAUAAUUUUGAAAGUAAUUAAAUUGACAGUUUUGGGGAAACAAACACAUGUCGCAAUAAUUAAAUUAGAAUGUUUGCAGCAAUUUUUCAGCAAUUAACUCAAAAUAACUGUACGCCAUAUUAAAAAUUCAUGAAGGCAGAUGCCACCGUCAGGAAAUCAAUCGAGUUGAUACAUGCUUGUCUUGAAAACCGCAGAUAAGAUUAAAAAUGGCGUGAGACUAACAGUGAAUUGAUGGAUAUAUGUGUGAUUUUUUCUCAAUAGCUAUUUUCUGCCUAAUAGCAGAAACGAUUCUUCUAAAGGACCUUCAUAAAAGGAGACUUAGUUUAAGAAUUAUUUGGAAUUUGAAGAAUUAGAUAUCAGUAUCGAAGAUUUGGUGGGAGAUCAAGUGUUUCCGAAUUGGUAGUGUUUUAUUCUGCAUGAAUAUUCAAGAAUUUAUUGCAUAGUUAUAUGAAAUAUACCAGUUGUAGGCUAGAAUACGAAAACUUUUACAUAUAUCGCAGUACAUAUUAUAGAUGCUACUAUGACAUUUUGAAUAUAUGGUGUUUUACAGAAUGUCAUAUAAUAGAAGACACAAGGCAUUAAACAGAAAUGAUAAUAUCCAUAAUAAUCUAGUUAUAGAGAAUGAACAAUUACAUCAAGAUGUAUCUGAACUUAAUGAAGCUCUACAGUUACACCACAAUCUAAAAUUAGCUGACCAGAAGACAGUUCAAGGACAACUCAGGAAUGAGAUAGGAGGAGCCAGAUGGCAAUAUGGUGGAACAGGUAAACUAACCACUUACAAAACAGGAACAGAUCUUGAUCGUUCUUCAUCUUCAACCAGUCCUCAAAUCAACAUGAGCAGACCAACAUCAGCAAGCCUUAAAAAACCCAAAAUAAAAACAAUUGAAGAUUUAGAGAAGCUGAAAUUAGAAAUUGACAAACAACGAGCGAUGUUGGAGGAAAAAUAUCAAUUGAGCGAAAAAAUUCAAAAGGACAUCAGAAAGGAUGCAAAGUCACGACAAAAAAAGAAAAUGAUGACCAGUUCUUCUGGUUUAAGUCGGCCAUCUUCCAGUAAAAAUCAGAAUGCAAUAAAAUCAAAAGUAGGUAGUUUUUCUAACCAAGAUACGGAUGACGAAUCACUAUUUAAUACGGAUUAUUUAGAAAUAGAUGAUAAGAAGGAUCGAGUUUUAGAGAAGUUAAGUGCUAAAGUUAUUCACAGAUCAUUGAAAUAUUCUGAAAAUCAAGUCAAAGAACGGAAACAUGCCAAAAAGCCUGAAAUAGGUUUUGGAAGCAGAAUAGACAAGAAGCCAGAGAAACCCAAACCAAUAAAAAAUUCAAAAUUACGGAUUUUCCGAAGGGCUGAACCAGCAACAGUUAUUAAUGAUUUGGAGAAAUUUGAUCCAAAUUUGGAUUAUGUUUCUAAAAAUGAAGACGCACUGCGAGCAGAUGAUUUAAAUGAAGCUACUGCACUAAUAGUGGAUAAGGAUAUUUUAAGCUCCCAGAAAUACCUAAGUGAACCCCAAGAAGAAGUGUUAGGUUUGAAUAGAACUUUGUCAAGAAUAAAAGCUGAUCAAGAACGAGAAGACGAAAACAGACAACAUCAAAUUAACAAUGAACAGGAAGUAAUAUCUUCUACUGGUUCCGCAGUAAAUAAUGUUUACGACGAAAAAAAAUUAUCUGAGUUAUUACAAGAUGAUAGUUUACAGUUAAAUUUGGAUUUCAUACAUCGCGUUAGUGAUAAGUUUAACUUUAGCGAUUCUUGUGAUUCUGAAGAUGAUUUUGAAAAUGUAGAUCCGCAGAGUGGUGUGUCAAGUGCUAAUUCCAAAAACCAUACACCAGGGCAUUCAGUUUCAGGUCAAAAUGUCAACAAGCCAACAAAUGUCUCAACCAGUGACUAUAGUUCUGAUAUUGAACUUCUGCCAGAAAGUUCAUCACAACAUAUGGAUAAUCUCCCCUUAUUGAAAACCCCAAAUGACAAAACACCUCUUGAGGCAUUUAGUCAAAUCACAGAAUCAUUACAUAGUCCCAAACUGAGUGCAAAAAUUUCUAAAUCAGAUACAUCAGAUGAAAUAAUUAACGAACAGCCUACAAGUCUGACUAAAAAAAAUAGUAAGAAAUCGUCAGUUGUGAAAACUGACAGAUUUGUGAAAGCCUGGUUACGUAAUCUUGGUAUUGAAGAUGUUCAAAAGAAUGCUCUGAUUUUUGCAAAAAACAAUGUAGGUAUGGCUGUUAUGAAAUUCCUCACAGAAGAUCAAGUCCUGGAAAUGAAUUUUUCUAGUGCUUCAGUUACAAAUAAAAUUCUACACGGAGUUCAAACGUUAAAAUUAACUCCUUCAUUGAAGUCUUUAAUCCAACACAAUUUAGACAGUGAGGAUCAUAAAGCUCCUACAGAAACACUUAAAUAUCAACCAAAUAGUGCUAAAAGACAAUCACGUCGUGAAAAAGUCCAGAAUGGUGAAGAUAGUUCUCUGUUAAAAUGCGAUGUGAAAAAUAAAACAGUUCAUACGCGACAUAGAUCAACAAGCAAAAAUGGACAGAAAAAUGAAACAGAUGAUAAAAAAGGAAAGACAACCCAACCAGUGUUACGAGCUAGAAGUAAUAGUCGAUCAAGAGAAGUUGUUCAGAAAAAAGCUGAAGCAGGUGUUGCUGCAGCUGUUCGGAGAAAAACAGAAAAAGAGAAAGAAGAGAAGCGAAGACUUAAAGAGAAAGAGAAAAUAUUACAGAAACAGAAACACCAUCGUGAUAUGUUGGCAGCUAAACAUCAGGAACGAGAGGAACAGAAAACUGUCACGCUUCCAUCCGUAGAGUCAGAUAUCUUUUUGAUUGAUGAUGAUGAAGAAGAUGAUGAUGAAGUAACGGGUCGAUCAACAGCGUUAGAUAAAUAUAUAACUUGUUUAUCAUCCAGAACUACAACACCACACACAGCAACACAGACAACAGAUACAUCACAAUCAGAUAUUAGUCCAGAACAAGUCAGGUCUAUGAUUCAGUCUCUUUUGUCAUCGGAUCAUCUUCAAGAAAAUAUGACCUUAACAUUAGUAAAAAAUCUUCAAAAACAGUUAGAAGAUGUCGAAAACCAGAUAAAACAGAAGCAGCAAAACUCUCCUGUGGAUAGCUCACCAGAUGAUAGUCAACGUACACCUAUACCUGCCACACCUGUUGAUGACAUUUUUAGAUGUGAUUCAGAAAUAGGUAUCUGGGAUCCUAGUCAAGCCCCAAAUAUAUUAUCAGAAAUUAUACCAUCAAUUGAUGGCAGUAAGAAGACAGCAACUAUAGCUGAUGAGAGUAAAUCAUCAGUAACAUCUGAAGCAAAUCGAUCAAAAACAUCUUCUGGUCGUGGUAGUGUAGCAUCUAUGUCCAUGAGUAAAAGAGCUCUUUUGGAUGAAAUACGGAAAGAAAAAGACGAGCAUAGAAAACAAAUCAAACAUUUACAAUCAGAGUUAACAAGACUACAACAUAAAGAUCCUGUUAAAAAAUCAGAAAUACCCCAAGAAGAUAUUGUAUACAAAGAAUCAGAUUUACUGGGUGAAGGAGCAUUUUCUAUGGUUUAUAGAGGAACGUAUCAAGCAGCAGAAGUGGCUGUAAAAAGACUUAAAGUACCUUUAACAUCACAAGAUAAAAAUUACUUUGCAGCAGAGGUCAGUUUACUACGUGAUCUACGUCAUCCCCGUGUUGUUAUGUUAUUGGGUGUCUGUACAGAAACUAAAUAUCCUCUAAUGUUGUUAGAAUAUAUGGCUAAUGGCAAUCUAUUCUCAAUAUUACAUGAUCAAAACAGGUCACCAUUAGAUCAUGUAGAGUUUUAUCAGAUAGCUAGAGAUAUUACAGCUGGAAUGGUUUAUUUACAUAACUAUCGUCCACCAGUUCUUCAUCUAGAUCUAAAAUCAAUGAAUGUUUUAAUUGGUGCUGGAAACAGAGCCAAGAUAGCUGAUUUUGGUUUCUCAAAGUUAAAACAUGAUUCUGAUUUAAAGACACCUAAACAGAAUAAAGAGAUCCAAGGUUCACCAGCAUGGAUGGCACCAGAGUUAUUAUUUAAUGGGGAAAUAACUGUUAAAGCUGAUGUAUAUAGUUUUGGUAUAAUAUUAUGGGAAAUGUUAACCAGAAAACAUCCAUAUGAGGCUUGUUCAAUGUUUCAGAUAUUGGAACGAGUAAGACUAAAUAAAAGACCAGAAAUUCCAGAUUUUUGUCCCAAUGAACUAAAAGAAUUAAUGGAAAAAUGUUGGCAUCAGAAACCUUCUCAGAGGCCAAUAUUCAGGGACAUAUUAAAAACAAUGGAGAAUUUAUCAUUUCCUUCCGAAUGGAGGGCAUUAUUUGAAGAAGCUGGCAUACCCAGUAUAGCCCUUAAUGACAUUCAAUCUACACGCAAUAUUAUAUCACUGGUCCAUUCUACGCUAGAAUCGGGCAAUUUACAAACCCUGGUUCAACAAUACACAGACUCCAUCAGCAAAGAGGAGACCUCAUCAAUAACAUCCAUCUCAGAAGAUUCUUUAGAAGAUGAACUUGAAUCGGUGUCAUCUGAAGAUUCUUUCGAUAAAAUUGAAAUUGAGACAGAAUAUGGAAAAAUGGAUUCAAAUAUCAGCAGCAAAAGUCAAAAUGAAUUAAAUAAUGUGGACAGUAAAGUUUCGAAAUCAGUUGACACUAAAAGCGAAAUCGGUAAUCAGACAGAUAAAACUUAUAGUUGUGAUCCACAAGAAGCAGAAAAAAGGAGCAAAGCAGUUGAUGCUCAAAUGCAUCCAGACAAAAAUCCACCAAAAGCAUCACCAAGAAAAUCCAUAAGUAAAUUAAAAGUUGAGAGCACUUCGAAUAAAAUCAUCAAUUCAGAUACAGAUGUUCAGAAGAGUAAGGAAGCUUGGAGUAUGAGAGAUGAAUUAGAGAUACCUGCUCACUCACAGCAAGUACCUUCAGCACCACCUCCUCCACCGCCUCCAUUGUUCUUACCAGGAGCGUCAAUCUCCAGAAAUCCUCAACCAUUGGUGAUAAAGGAUUUGAGGAAAGAAGUUGGCAAAAGGAAAGACAAAAAAUUAAAAUCCCCACGAAAGGGGAAACCAACUCCAGCAAAACGAUUUGAAGUCAAUGUGUCUGCUUUAAAAGAUCAGAGGAAAGCUUUAAAGCCAGUGUCACACACUAGUCAAUUACAACAUUUACCAAGAGUACCAAAAGAAGCCAUUUCCUCUAUUGCCGAAAUACUGAAGAAGGCCAUGGCUGAAAGAAGGUUUGCUAUUGGUGAAGUUGGUGCUAGUAAUGAUCCAACUGAUUGGUCCUUUAAUAGUGAAAUGUCUAACUAACCAAGUUAACUUAUUGGUCAUUUAACAGUGGGUUAACAUGCGCACGCUGUAUCAUAUGGUCUGUCAUUGAGUCAACUGGCAGGGUUUCGAUUCCCUGGUUGUACGUGACAAGGAGUAGGGUCGCCUGUCCAACCUUGUGGGUUUUUUCUGGGUCCUCCGGUUUCCUCCCACUGCUAAAGACCCCUACGCGCAUGCAAAUUAUUGAAAUAAAUUUGAACCAUGUGUUAGUCCCGAAAUGACCUAGUUUAUGUCGAGUGGACGUUAAACCCCAUUUCUCUCUCUCUCUCAUUUAACAGUGAAAUGUCUUACUAACCAAGUCAAUUGAAAAUUUAUAUUCCGUCCAAGUCUGUUGGUUUAACACAAAUACUAAGAGUCUUUUUACUUCAACCUAAGAUCCAUAGUUUGGCCUCUAUCCUCAAACAAAUUCUCAAACACGAUCAGAGCACAGCUUGUACCAUGACUGAAUAUUUCUUUUAAUAUAAGAAUUGGUAUUUGUCCUACAUGUAAGUUUGAAUAUGCUGAAAAUCAAAAGAAUGUUUUCAUUUAAUGUACCUAAACGUUUGUUUGGUAAUAUGUAAUCGGUUUUGUAAAAGUUAUGUAUAACAUAUUCAUUUUAUAUUUAUAUAUUAAAGUAAAAUCUGAUAGUUUAACAUACAUGUAUAACAUUAUAUUUACGUUUAUGUAUUAAAGAAAAACUUAGUAGAUACUCUAUUAUUUUACCUCAAUUAACCUUCUAUCAUAAACUAUUUGCCAUACAUGUAUUUUUGUGAUAUGUUUCUUUUUUGGUUCGUACAGAUUACUAGUAUAUUAAAAAAAAUACAUGUAUUUAGUUUUUAUUAACAGACUGUCUUGACAGUUUAUAUACAUCACUGAACUUGGACCCAUGCUACAGUCAAUGUUCUGGAACCAAACUAUAAAUCUUAUUUAAAGAGUAAAUUGUUUCAUUGGCAUUUAGUAAUUGGGCUUGAUAAAGACUUCAUAAUCCUAGUCUAAAAUUAAUGGUCGGUAAUAAUCAGUAAUUGUAUUCCAUAGAAUAUAUCUUGCCAUAUAAAUGUUGAUUUAUAUUAGAUAUUAGUUUUUUAAUUUUUAAUAUAUAUCCAGUUAUUUAUUUUCUAUAAGAGGUAAUAUUAUUAGUGUAUAUGUAGUUGGGUAUAUUUAGAUUUUAUAUUUGUUUAUUAAUUUAUACCUAUCACAUAUUAUUUAUCAUGACCAAAAUAUUAAUUAUUUAAUUAUAUAUUGUAUCAUUUAAAAAUAUAUGCACUCUAUAUUUGUUAUUCUUAAAAAAAUAUGUAUGAUCAUGACCAAAUUAUAAUUAUAUAAGUAUGUAUUGUAUGAUUUUAUGAGUUAAGAAUUAUUGGUUAGA
Molecule: messenger RNA, 6651 nt
Organism: Patella vulgata (common limpet)
Lineage: Eukaryota; Metazoa; Mollusca; Gastropoda; Patellidae
Exons: 15
Coding region: 564-5288 (1574 amino acids)
Biological process (GO): protein phosphorylation
Molecular function (GO): ATP binding; protein binding; protein kinase activity
Source: RefSeq, a predicted model, not a curated record